AAAGAAAGAUUCCUAGGCCAUUUCGUGGACGCCGGGUGAGAGAGCGCAUCUGUGGACGCUGAGCCGGAGUAGGAGCGGGAAGAUCCAUCCGAUUGUGUGGAUUUGAGCCUUCGCAUUUCUAACCCACGAUCUCGAAAUGCAUCGUGAUUCUUGUCCAUUGGACUGUAAGGUUUAUGUAGGUAAUCUUGGAAACAAUGGCAACAAGACUGAAUUGGAACGGGCUUUUGGCUACUAUGGACCACUCCGAAGUGUGUGGGUUGCUAGAAACCCUCCUGGCUUUGCUUUUGUUGAAUUUGAAGAUCCCCGAGAUGCAGCUGAUGCUGUCCGAGAACUAGAUGGAAGAACACUUUGUGGCUGCCGUGUAAGAGUGGAACUCUCGAAUGGUGAAAAAAGAAGCCCACCUCCGUCUUGGGGUCGUCGUCCUCGAGAUGAUUAUCGUAGGAGGAGUCCUCCACCUCGCCACAGAUCUCCAAGAAGGAGAAGCUUCUCUUGCAGCCGGAGCAGGUCCCUUUCUAGAGAUAGGAGAAGAGAGAGAUCACUGCCUCGGGAGAGAAAUCACAAGCCGUCCCGAUCCUUCUCUAGGUCUCGGAGCCGAUCUAGGUCAAAUGAAAGGAAAUAGAAGACCAGUUUGCAAGAGAAGUGGUGUACAGGAAAUAACUUCAUUUGACAGGAGUGUGUACAGAAAAUUCAAGUUUUGUUUGAGACUUCAUAAGCUUGGUGCAUUUUUAAGAUGUUUUAGCUGUUCAAAUUUAUUUGUCUCUUGGAACAGUGACACAUAUGAUGUAAUUCUCUAUGGUUUGAAAUGGAUCAUAUGAGGCAUGUAAUACCAAUAAUUGUUACUUUACAAUGUUCCCUUAAGCAAAAUUGAAUUUGCUUUGAACUUUAGUCUUGAAUAGACUGAAAAUAAACCUCUAAAUCCUGCCCAGCUAAAGUGUGAUGUUCUAAUGUUAUAGGAACAAAACUGGCAAAAAAAAAAUCAGAUUUCCCUUUUUUCAUAGCUGAAGUAUAAUACACAGGUGUAGAUGAAUAAGCAGUCUUUAAAAGCAGCUGUGAACACAGGCAAGCAGGUAAAGAUGAUAAAAUCAGCACUAUUAAACUAGAGGUUUUGUAAAAUCCAACUAGUCUUCACCCCUGGGCAGAGGUUGCCUAACUGGUAUAGAAUCUGAUAAGUUUCAAGAAAAUUUACCUUUGCUUAGGUCAUAAGUUCUUAUGUGAUUGCUAUAUGUGAAUGCAUAGCUAUUUGUAACGUUCAUUAUUUGUAAAUUUGAGGUUUUAAAAUACCAAUGUCCUGCCAGUUUAAGGGUACAUUGUAGAGCUGAACUUUUUUGAGUUACUGUGCAAGAUAUUUUUUUUUCCAUGCUGUCAUUUGUAAUAUGUUUUGUGAGAAUCCUUGGGAUUAAAGUUUUGGUUACAAAUUGUUGUUUAACUUGAAAGCCUGUUUUUCCUUGCAAACUCAAAUCUGAGCUUGGUACCAAGUCCAGGUAUAACAUUCCUAUUGGAAGCCAUACUUAUAUUUUCUUGUAAAGUGCUUUUGAAUUAAUAAAAUAUUAGCAUAAUUGUA
Molecule: messenger RNA, 1561 nt
Organism: Ictidomys tridecemlineatus (thirteen-lined ground squirrel)
Lineage: Eukaryota; Metazoa; Chordata; Mammalia; Rodentia; Sciuridae
Product: serine/arginine-rich splicing factor 3
Molecular function (GO): RNA binding
Source: RefSeq, a predicted model, not a curated record